Conger conger (European conger) is the source of this 27219-nucleotide messenger RNA. RefSeq names its product mucin-3B-like. NCBI's taxonomy places the organism in Eukaryota, Metazoa, Chordata, Actinopteri, Anguilliformes, Congridae. Bases 124 to 26655 code for a protein of 8843 amino acids. The transcript has 4 exons. The record is from RefSeq and is a predicted model, not a curated record.
AAAAAGGGAGCCACCACAACAACAAUCACUAAGGUAAGCAAAGACGGCAUUACUACAACUACAACAACAGUAAAGGAGGGACAAAAGGUAGUGAAAAAAUUCUAUGUCACAAGUCAAGAAGAAAUGGAAGCAGUUGAUGAAACAUCUCUAAGCCUGACUGGAGUUCAGGCUAAGGAAACAACUGAAAUAGUCAGACAGUUCAAUGGCGAUGGUACAGUCACUACAACAACAACAGCAACAAAGGAUGGCAAGACCACUCUCACUUCAGAAACAGAAAUUGGUGUUAUAACAGAAGACACCAACCCAAGCAUAACAAAGAAAACAAAAGUGCCUAAUGAGGAUGGAAGCACCACAGAGACCACUGUGACUGAAAAGGGGGAUGAAAUUACCAUAUCUGAAACAGUUACAGAAAGAGAUAAAAAAAUAACUACUGUAGUUGUGAAAGAAGGUGACAAACCAAUGGUAACCAGAGAAAGAAUUGUAGAAAAGAAGCCUUUAGUCAAGGAUGAUGGGAGUAUCAUGAAAACAAAAGUGGAUAAAAAGGGAGAUACCACUACAACUAUCACUGAAGUCACCAAAGGUGGUUUCACCACCACAACUUCAGAAGUCACCAAAGGAAACAGAGUAGUGGAAAAGACGGUGGGCACCAAAGAGACAUCUUCUGUUGUUCGAAAGGAUGGUACAGCUGAAACGACCACGGUGACAAAACAAGGAGAUACAAAGACCACAGUGACCAAGGUAAAAAAAGAUGGUGAAACAUUGACAACAACUGAAAUUACUAAAGGCGAACAGCCAAUAGAACAGUCAAAAAAGGACACUGUAGUGGAUAAAGAUGGUAUGGUCACAACAACCACUGUGACCCAUAAAGGGGACACCACUACAACAGUCACUGAUGUCACUCAAGGGGAAACCACUACUACCACUACAACAGUCUCCAAAGCGGGGGAAAUUUCCAAUACUGUGAAAAGUAAGACAAAACAUACUGAAUUGGUUGCUGAAACAUUCAGACCCAUUACUGAAGGUAAAGUUUUGGAAACUGAACUUACAACAGAAAGGGGUAAUGAGGAUGGCACAGUUACCAUAGAUCAAAUAACCACCAAAGAUAGCAAGACCACAAUUUCCAAGAAAACAAUUAGAGGACAAACCAGCCAUGAUAAGACUGGUAAGAUCUUUAAGGAAACUAAGAAAACAAUUGUUCAACAAGAAGACGGGACUGUAGUAAUCACACUUGUAAUCCGUGAAAUGAGUACAACAACCACAAUCACAAAAGUCAGAAAGGGGGAUGUUACAAGAACAAUCACAGAGGUCAAGAAGAACAACGAAAUUGUGAAAACCUCAGAGGCAACCACAACAACAUCUGUCAUGGUAAAUGAAGAUGGGAGCACUACGACAACCACUGAAACUAAUGAUGGCAAUAAAGUCAUCACCAUAGUGGAAAUCACCAAAGGCGGUGUCACUAAAUCCACAAAAGAAGUCUCAAUAAAUGGUGAGGUUCAAAAAGAGGAAGAGUCAACAGAGAAAUCCACUGAAACUGAUGAAGAUGGAAAAACAAUAACAACAACUGUGACUAAAAAAGGAGAUCGCACGACAACAGUCACUGAAGUCUCCAAGGGUAGCAUCACUACAACUACAACAAUAAUAAAGAGUGGUACAAAUGUUGUGAGAACUAUGCAAUUCACAAGUGAAGAAGAAAGUGAGAUUUUGGAAGAACCCUCCCCAAGCCUCACAGGGGAAACUAAAGAGACAGUUGAUAUAUCUCAACAGGUCAAUGAAGACGGUACAGUUACCACAAUAACAAAAACAGCCACAACUAAAGAGGGCAAGACCACUGUCACUCUGGAAAGGGAAAAUGAUGUUGCAAUGGAAGACACUGUACCUAGCACCACAAAGAAAACUAAAGUGACCAAGAAGGAUGGCAGCACAAAAGAGACCACUGAGACAAGAAUAGGGGAAACCGUUCAAACCAUUUCUAAGGUUACAGAAGGAGGUGAAACAAAAACGACUGUAACGGUGCAGGAGGGAGAUAAACCAGUGGAAACCACAGAGGAAAUUGUAGAGAAAAAGCCCUUGGUCGAAAAAGAUGAUAGUAUCACGAUGACAACGGUUGAUAAAAAGGGAGACACCACGACUACCAUCACUGAAGUCACCAAAGGGAGCACCACCACCAAAACUACAGAGGUCACCAAAGAAAACGAAGUAGUAGAAAAGACUAUGGAUGUCACAGAGACUUCUACUGUUGUCGAGGAAGACGGUAGCGCUAAAACAAUCACUGUGACAAAACAGGGAGAUAAAGAGACCACAGUGACCAAAGUCACCAUAGGUGGUGUAACAUAUGAGACAACUGAAGCUGCUGAAGCCGGCAAGCCUGUGGAAAAGACUGAAGAGUCAAUUCAGGAAUCCACUGUGGUCGGAACAGAUGGUAGCACCACAAAAACAAUGGUAAAAAAAAAAGGAGACACCACGACAACGGUCACAGAUGUAACUAAAGGACAAACCACUACUAGUACAAAGGAAGUAAUCAAAGAUGGGAAAAUUACCACCACAGUCAAAAGAAAGACUGUAAACACUGAAGAGCCUGAAAAAGCAUUUAUUCCUGAAACUGAAGGUAUAGUUUUGGAAAAUGUAAUUACACAGGAAACAGGCAGGGAAGAUGGUUCCAUUGAGGUUGAGGAAAUAACGACUUUAGACGGCAAAACUAUUGUGUCCAAGAAAAUACUGAGAGGGGAGCCUAUCAAAGAAAGUAGUGUUCACUUUCAUAGGGAAACAAAAAAAUCAACUGUUCUGCAACAAGAUGGAAGUAUACUAAUUAUAAUUGUAAUCCAUGAAAGGGAAACAGUCAUUACAAUCCGAAAGCUUAUCAAAGGGGAUGUUACAAAAACCACCACAGAGACCAGGAAGGAAAACAAAAUUGUGCAAACUGCAGAGGACACUACACAGACAUCCACUGUGACAAAUGAAGAUGGAAGUACAACAACAACCACUGAAACUAACGAUGGGAAAACAGUGACCAUGCUGGUUGAAGUCACCAAAGGUGGUUUCACUAAAACCACAAAAACAGUCUCAGAAGGAGGGAAGCCUCUGAAAGACAAGGAAGAAGAGACAGAGAAAUACACUGUCACUGACAAAGAUGGAAGAUCAACAAAAACCACUGUGAUCAAAAAAGGAGACACCAUAACUACUGUCAUUGAGCUCACCAAAGAUGGCAUCACAACAACUACAACAACAGUGACGGAGGGGGGUAAGGAGGUGAAAAAAUUCUACUUUACAAGUCAAGAAGAAACGGAAACUAUUGAUGAAACAUCCCCAGGUCUGACAAGAGGUGAGAUGAAAGAAACUACUGAAAUAUCAAAGCAGUUAAAUGAAGAUGGUACAGUUACCACAACGACGACAGCAACUAGUAUAGAUGGAAAGACCACCGUCACUUCAGAAACAGAAACUGGUGUUCUGACAGAAGACACCACCCCGAGCACCACAAAGACAACAAAAGUGACCAAAGAGGAUGGCAGCAGCACACAGACCACUGUAACUGAAAAGGAGGGGAAAGUCACAGUACAUCAAACAGUAACAGAAAAAGAUGAAAAAAGAACAACAGUAAUGGUGAAAGAAGGACACAAACCAAUAGAAAUUACAGAAGAAACUGUGGAAAAGAAGCCUUCAGCCAGCACAGAUGGGACUAUCACUAAAACAAAAGUGGAUAAAAAGGGAGACACCACUACUACUAUCACUGAAGUCACCACAGGGGAUAUCACCACCACAACUUCAGAAGUCACCAAAGGGAAUGUAGUAGUAGAAAAGACUGUGGACACCACAGAGACAUCUUCUGUUGUUCAAAAAGAUGGUACAGCUGAAACAACGACCGUGACAAAACAAGGAGAUACAAUCACCACUGUGACCAACAUCAUAAAAGAUGGGCAAACCUCUACAACAACUGAAAUCACGAAAGGUGAACAGCCCAGAGAAGUGACUAAAGAGUCUACGGUAGUCGAAAAAGAUGGUACCGCCACAACAACCACUGUGGUCCAUAGAGGAGAAAUUACAACCACAGUCACUGAUGUCACUCAAGGGGAAACCAGUACAACCACUACAACAGUCUCAGAAGGUGGGGAAACUACUUCUACAGUGAAAAGGAAGACUAAACAUACUGAAUUAGCACCAGAAACAUUCAGACCUGUUACUGAAGGCAGUGUUUUAGAAACUGAACUUACCACAGAAAGGGCCAAUGAGGACGGCACAAUUACCGUAGAGAAAAUAAGCACCAAAGAUGGAAAGACCAUAGUUUCCAAGAAAAAAAUAAGGGGACAAACUGGCCAAGACAUGAGCGGUGAUAUCUUCAAGGAAACACAGAAACAGAUCAUUCAACAAGAAGACGGCACUGUAGUAGCUACACUUGUAAUCCGGGAACAGAACACAAUAAUUACAAUCACAAGGGCUAGAAAAGGGGAGGUCACAAGAACCAUCACAGAGGUAAAGAAGGAUAAAAAAAUUGUUAAAACCUCAGAGGAAACCACAACAGAAUCCACAGUGGUAAAUGAAGAUGGAAGCACAACAACAACUAGUGAAACAAUUGAAGGUGAACAAGUCAUCACACUACAAGAAGUCACCAAAGGUGGUAUCAUAAUAUCUACAAAAAAAGUCUCAAUAAAUGGCAAGCCUCUGAAAGAGGAAGAAGAGUCAACAGAGAAAUUCACUGUUACUGACAAUGAUGGCACAACAACAACGACAACUGUGACCAAAAAAGGAGACCGGACAAUAACAGUCACUGAAGUCAUAAAAGGUAGCAUCACUACAACUACAACCACAAUAAAGAGUGGUACAAGUGUUGUGCAAACUCUGCACUUCACAAGUGAAGAAGAAACAGAAGUUUUGGAGGAACCAUCCCCAAGCCUCACAGGUGGUGAAACCAAAGAAACCAUUGACAUCUCUCAGCAGGUCAACGAAGAUGGCACAGUUACCACAACAACAACAACAACCACAACUAAGGAAGGCAAGACCACUUUAACUGAGGAAAAAGAAACAGGUGUUGCAACAAAAGACAUCACCCCGAGCACCACAAAGAAAAUGAAAGUGACAAAGAAUGAUGGUAGCACAACAGAGACCACUGAGAUUACUACAGGGGAAACAGUUGAAACAGUUUAUAAGGUUUCAGAAGGAGGUGAAACAAAAACUACUGUAACAGUGCAGGAGGGAAAUAAAACAGUGGAGACCACAGAGGAAAUUGUGGAAAAAAAGCCUUUAGUUGACAAAGAUGGCGGUAUCACUAUUACAACAGUGGACAAAAAGGGAGACACAACGACUACCAUCACUGAAGUCACCAAAGGGAGCACCACCACCAAAACUACAGAGGUUACCAAAGAAAAUGAAGUAGUAGAAAAGACAACAGAUGUCAUAGAGACUUUUGCUGUUGUCGAGGAAGACGGUACCACUAAAGCAACCACUGUGACAAAAGAGGGAGAUAUAGAGACCACGGUGACAGAAGUCUCCAAAGGUGAUUUAACGAAAAAGACAACUGAAAUCACUCAAGGUGGAAAACCUGUGGAAAAGACUGAAGAGUCAACUGAGAAAUCCACUGUCUUAGGUACAGAUGGCACCACCACAACAACCACAGUCAUAAAAAAAGGAAAUGCCACUACAACAGUGACUGAUGUCACAAAGGGGGAAACCACUACUACCAAUACAGAAGUCUCCAGAGGUGGGGAAAUUACCACCACAGUAAAAAGCACAACAUCACACACUGAAGAGAAUGAAAAAGCAUUUAAGCCUGGUACUAAAGGCAGGGUUCUGGAAACUGUUAUUACAAUGGAAACAGGCAAUAAUGACGGAACCAUAGGGGUUGAGGAAGUAACAACUAGAGAUGGGAAAACUAUUGUGACCAAGAAAAUACUCAGAGGGAAGCCCAUCGAAGAGACUAGUGCUCAUGUGCAUCGAAAGACUAAGAAAUCAACUGUUCUGCAACAAGAUGGAAGCAUUCUAAUUACUAUUGUAAUCCGUGAAAGGGAAACCAUCACCACAAUCCGAAAGGUUAUCAAAGGGGACUUAACAACAACCAUCACAGAGAUCAGGAAAAACAAUGAAAUAGUACAGACUACAGAGGAAACUACAAAGAAAUCCACAGUGGUGAAUGAAGAUGGAAGCACUAUAACAACCACUGAAACUAGCGAUGGGAAAAUAGUGACCACACUAGUUGAAGUCACCAAAGGCACUGCCACUAGAACAACAAAAAAAGUAUCAGAAGAAGGCACACCCCUGGAAGAAAAAGAAGAAGAGAUAGAGAAAUAUACUGUGACUGACAAAGAUGGCAGAUCAAGAACAACCACCGUGAUUAAAAAGGGAGACACCACAACAACUGUCAUUGAGGUUACCAAAGAUGACAUCACUACAACUACAACAACAAUUAAAGAGGGGGAAAACAAGGUGAAGACAUUCUACUUUACAAGUCAAGAAGAAACAAAAACUGUUGAUGAAACAUCCUCAGGCAUGACAAGAGGUGAGACUAAAGAAACUAUUGAGAUAUCAAAGCAGUUGAGUGAAGAUGGUACAGUUACCACCACGACAACAACAACUAUGGAUGGCAGAACCACCGUCACUUCAGAAAAGGAAACUGGUGUUAUCACAGACGAAACCACUCCAAGCAUCACAGAGACAACCAAAGUGACCAAACAGGACGGCAGCACCGCAGAAACCACUGUGACUAAAAAGGGGGAAACACUGACAAUACAUGAAACAGUAACAGAAAAAGGUGAAAAAAGAACAACUGUAAUGGUGAAAGAAGGAGAAAACCAAAUUGAAACCACAGAAGAAAUUGUGGAAAAGAAGGCAGCAGUCAGCAAUGAUGGCAGUAUCACUAAAACAAAAGUUGACAAGAAGGGAGACACCACUACUACUAUCACCGAAGUCACCAAAGGUGAUAUCAUCACCACAACUUCAGAAGUCACCAAAGGGAACGUAGUAGUGGAAAAGACUGUGGACACCACAGAGACAUCUUCUGUUGUUGAAAAAGAUGGUACAGCUAAAACAACUACUGUGACAAAACAAGGAGAUACAAUCACCACUGUGACCAACAUCAUAAAAGAUGGGCAAAAAUCUACAACAACUGCAAUCACUGACGGUGAACAGCCCAUAGAAGAUACUGAAGAGUCCACUGUAGUCAAUGAAGAUGGUACCGCUACAAGAACCACUGUGAUCCAUAAAGGAGACACCAUUACAACAGUCACUGAUGUUACUAAAGGGGAAACGACUACUACCACUACAGCAGUCUCCAAAGGUGAUGAAACUACCAGCACAGUGAAAAGCAAGACUAAGCAUACUGAGUUAACUACUGAAGCAUUCAGACCUGUUACUGAAGGCAAUGUUUUAGAAACUGAACUUAUAACAGAAAGGGGUAACAAGGACGGCACAAUUACUAUAGAGAAAAUAACCACCAAAAAUGGCAAGACCACAGUUUCCAAGAAAACAAUUAGUGGACAAUCAGUCCAAGAUAAGAGUGGUAAGGUAUUUAAGGAAAUAAAGAAAAAGAUUGUUCAACACGAAGAUGGCACGAUUGUAGUUACAUUUGUAAUUAAUGACAAGAGUACAAUAACCUCAAUCACACAGGUGAGAAAGGGGGAUUUUACAAGAACUAUCACAGAGGUCAAGAAGAACAACAAAAUUGUUGAAACCUCAGAGGCUACCACAACAAAAUCCAUCGUGGUAAAUGAAGAUGGAAGCACUACAACAACAACUGAAACUAAUGAUGGGAAAACGGUCACCACACUGGUUGAAGUAACAAAAGGUGGCAUCACUAAAACCUCAAAAAUAGUCUCUGAAGAUGGCAAGCCUCUGAAAGACAAAGAAGAAGAGACUCAAAAAUACACUGUGACUGACAAAGAUGGCAGAUCAACAACCACCACUAAGAUCAAAAAGGGAGACUCCACGAUAACUGUCAUUGAAGUCACCAAAGACGACAUCACUACAACUACAACAACAGUUCAGGAGAGUGGUAAGGAGGUUAAAACAUUCUACUUUACAAGUCAAGAAGAAACAGAAGCUGUUGAUGAAACAACAUCAGCCCUGACAAGAGGUGAUAAAAAAGAAACUACUGAGAUAUCCAAGCUGUUCAAUAAAGAUGGUACAGUUACCACAACAACAACAACAACUAUAGAUGGCAAAACCACCACCACUUCAGAAAUAGAAACUGGUGUUGUAACAGAAGACACCACCCCAAGCAUCACAAAGAGCACAAAGGUGAUCAAAGAGGAUGGCAGCAGCACAGAGACCACUGUGACUGAAAAAGGUGAAAGCAUGACCAUACAUCAAACACUUACAAAAGGAGAUGAAAAAAAAACAACAGUAAUGGUGAAAGAAGGACACAAACCAAUAGAAAUUACAGAAGAAACUGUGGAAAAGAAGCCUUCAGCCAGCACGGAUGGGACUAUCACUAAAACAAAAGUGGAUAAAAAGGGAGACACCACUACUACUAUCACUGAAGUCACCACAGGGGAUAUCACCACCACAACUUCAGAAGUCACCAAAGGGAACGUAGUAGUGGAAAAGACUGUGGACACCACAGAGACAUCUUCUGUUGUUGAAAAAGAUGGUACAGCUGAAACAACUACUGUGACAAAACAAGGAGAUACAAUCAUCACUGUGACCAACAUUAUAAAAGAUGGGCAAAAAUCUACAACAACUGCAGUCACUAAAGGUGAACAGCCCAUAGAAGAUAUUAAAGAGUACACUGUAGUCGAAAAAGAUGGUACCACCACAACAACCACUGUGACUCAUAAAGGAGACACCACUGCAACAGUUACUGACGUCACGAAAGGUGAAACCACUACUACCACUACAACAGUCUCAGAAGGUGGAAAAACUAUGUCUACAGUGAAAACCAAGACAAAACAUACUGAAGUAGCCCCUGAAACAUUCAGAGCUGUUAGUGAAGACGACACUUUAGAAACUGAAGUGACAACAGAAAGGGGUAACGAGGAUGGCACAAUUACCAUUGACAAAAUAAGAACCAAAAAUGGCAAGACCAUAAUUUCCAAGAAAAAAAUAAGAGGACAACCUAACCAAGAUAUAAGCGGUAAGAUCUUUAAGGAAACAAAGAAAACAAUAUUUAAACAAGAAGAUGGCACUGAAGUAAUCAAACUUGAAAUCCGUGAAAAGAGUACAACAACCAUAAUCACAAAGGAGAGAAAAGGGGAUGUUACAAAAACAACUGUGGAAGUCUGGACCAAUAAUAAAAUUGUGAAAACUUCACAGGCUACCUCGAUAGAAUUCACAGUGGUGAAUGAAGACGGAAGCACUACGACAACCACUGAAACUAACGAUGGUGAAAAAGUCACAACGUUACAAGAAGUCACCAAAGGCGGUCUCACUAAAUCUACAAAACUAGUCUCAAUCAAUGGUGAGCCUCUGAAAGAGGAAGAAGAGUCAAUAGAGAAAUCCACUGAAACUGAUGAAGAUGGCACAACAACAACAACAACUGUGACCAAAAAGGGUGACCGCACAAUAACCGUCACUGAAGUCACCAAGGGUAGCAUCACAACAACUACAACUAUCAUAAAGAGGGGUACAAAUGUUGUGAAAACUCUGCACUUCACAAGUGAAGAAGAAACUGACGUUUUGGAUGAACCAUCCACAAGCCUCACAGGUGGUGAAACCAAAGAAACCAUUGACAUCUCUCAGCAGGUCAACGAAGAUGGCACAGUUACCACAACAACAACAACAACCACAACUAAGGAGGGCAAGACCACUUUGACUCAGGAAGAAGAAACAGGUGUUGCAACAAAAGACAUCACCCCGAGCACCACAAAGAAAAUGAAAGUGACAAAGAAUGAUGGUAGCACAACAGAGACCACUGAGAUUACUACAGGGGAAACAGUUGAAACAGUUUAUAAGGUUUCAGAAGGAGGUGAAACAAAAACUACUGUAACAGUGCAGGAGGGAAAUAAAACAGUGGAGACCACAGAGGAAAUUGUGGAAAAAAAGCCUUUAGUUGACAAAGAUGGCGGUAUCACUAUUACAACAGUGGACAAAAAGGGAGACACAACAACUACCAUCACUGAAGUCACCAAAGGGAGCACCACCACCAAAACUACAGAGGUUACCAAAGAAAAUGAAGUAGUAGAAAAGACAACAAAUGUCAUAGAGACUUCUGCUGUUGUCGAGGAAGACGGUACUACUAAAGCAAUCACUGUGACAAAAGAGGGAGAUAUAGAGACCACGGUGACAGAAGUCUCCAAAGGUGAUUUAACGCAAAAGACAACUGAAAUCACUCAAGGUGGAAAACCUGUGGAAAAGACUGAAGAGUCAACUGAGAAAUCCACUGUCUUAGGUACAGAUGGCACCACCACAACAACCACAGUCAUAAAAAAAGGAAAUGCCACUACAACAGUGACUGAUGUCACAAAGGGGGAAACCACUACUACCAAUACAGAAGUCUCCAGAGGUGGGGAAAUUACCACCACAGUAAAAAGCACAACAUCACACACUGAAGAGAAUGAAAAAGCAUUUAAGCCUGGUACUAAAGGCAGGGUUCUGGAAACUGUUAUUACAAUGGAAACAGGCAAUAAUGACGGAACCAUAGGGGUUGAGGAAGUAACAACUAGAGAUGGGAAAACUAUUGUGACCAAGAAAAUACUCAGAGGGAAGCCCAUCGAAGAGACUAGUGCUCAUGUGCAUCGAAAGACUAAGAAAUCAACUGUUCUGCAACAAGAUGGAAGCAUUCUAAUUACUAUUGUAAUCCGUGAAAGGGAAACCAUCACCACAAUCCGAAAGGUUAUCAAAGGGGACUUAACAACAACCAUCACAGAGAUCAGGAAAAACAAUGAAAUAGUACAGACUACAGAGGAAACUACAAAGAAAUCCACAGUGGUGAAUGAAGAUGGAAGCACUAUAACAACCACUGAAACUAGCGAUGGGAAAAUAGUGACCACACUAGUUGAAGUCACCAAAGGCACUGCCACUAGAACAACAAAAAAAGUAUCAGAAGAAGGCACACCCCUGGAAGAAAAAGAAGAAGAGAUAGAGAAAUAUACUGUGACUGACAAAGAUGGCAGAUCAAGAACAACCACCGUGAUUAAAAAGGGAGACACCACAACAACUGUCAUUGAGGUUACCAAAGAUGACAUCACUACAACUACAACAACAAUUAAAGAGGGGGAACAUGAGGUGAAAACAUUCUACUUUACAAGUCAAGAAGAAACAGAAACAAUUGAUGAAACAUCCCCAGGCCUGAAAAGAGGGGAGACUAAAGAGACUACUGAGAUAGCCAAGCAGUUUGAGAAAGAUGGUACAGUAACCACGACGACAACAACAACUAUGGAUGGCAGGACCACUAUCACUUCAGAAGAAGAAACUGGGGUUAAAACAGAAGAUACCACCCCAAGCACCACAAAGACAACCAAAGUAACAAAAGAGGAUGGCAGCAGCACAGUGACCACUGUGACUGAAAAAGGUGAAACAAUGACCAUACAUCAAACAGUUACUCAAAAAGAUGAAAAAAGAACAACCAUCAUGGUGAAAGAGGGAGAACAACCAAUGGAAAUAGCAGAAGAAAUUGUGGAAAAGAAGCCUUCAAUCAGCACUGAUGGCAGUAUCAUUAAAACAAAAGUUGACAAGAAGGGAGACACCACUACAACUAUCACUGAAGUCACCACAGGGGAUAUCACCACGGCAACUUCAGAAGUCACCAAAGGUGACGUAGUAGUGGAAAAGACUGUGGACACCACAGAGACAUCUUCUGUUGUCGAAAAAGAUGGUACAGCUGAAACAAUCACCGUGAAAAAACAUGGAGAUAUAAUCACCACUGUGACCAACAUCAUAAAAGAUGGCCAAAGCUCUACAACAACUGAAAUCACGAAAGGUGAAGAGCCCAUAGAAGAGACGAAAGAGUCCACAUUAGUUGAUAAAGACGGUACCGCCACAACAACCACUGUAACCCGUAAAGGAGACAGCAUUACAACAGUCACUGAUAUCACAAAAGGGGAAACCACUACAACCACUGAAACAGUCUCCAAACAUGGGGAAACUACCAGCACAAUUAAAAGCAAGACAAAGCAUACUGAAUUGACCCCUGAAAAAAUCAGACCUGUUACUGAAGGCAAUGUUUUAGAAACAGAACUUACAACAGAAAGGGGUAACGAGGAUGGCACAAUUACCAUCAAGAAAAUAACCACCAAAGGUGGCAAGACCACAAUUUCCAGGAAAACAAUAAGGGGACAAUCUGUCCAAGAUAAGAGUGGUAAGGUUUUUAAGGAAACAAAGAGAACGAUCAUUCAACAAGAAGAUGGCACUGAAGUAAUCACACUGGUAAUCCGUGAAAAGAGUACAAUCACCACAUUCACAAAGGUUAGAAAGGGGGAUUUUACAAGAACUAUCACAGAGGUCAAGAAGAACAACAUAAUUGUUGAAACCUCAGAGGCUACCACAAUAAAAGUCACAGUGGUAAAUGAAGACGGAAGCACUACGACAACCACUGAAACUAACGAUGGUGAAAAAGUCACAACGUUACAAGAAGUCACCAAAGGCGGUCUCACUAAAUCUACAAAACUAGUCUCAAUCAAUGGUGAGCCUCUGAAAGAGGAAGAAGAGUCAAUAGAGAAAUCCACUGAAACUGAUGAAGAUGGCACAACAACAACAAAAACUGUGACCAAAAAGGGUGACCGCACAAUAACCGCCACUGAAGUCACCAAGGGUAGCAUCACAACAACUACAACUAUCAUAAAGAGGGGUACAAAUGUUGUGAAAACUCUGCACUUCACAAGUGAAGAAGAAACUGACGUUUUGGAUGAACCAUCCACAAGCCUCACAGGUGGUGAAACCAAAGAAACAAUUGACAUCUCUCAGCAGGUCAACGAAGAUGGCACAGUUACCACAACAACAACAACAACAACCACAACUAAGGAGGGCAAGACCACUUUGACUCAGGAAGAAGAAACAGGUGUUGCAACAAAAGACAUCACCCCGAGCACCACAAAGAAAAUGAAAGUGACAAAGAAUGAUGGUAGCACAACAGAGACCACUGAGAUUACUACAGGGGAAACAGUUGAAACAGUUUAUAAGGUUUCAGAAGGAGGUGAAACAAAAACUACUGUAACAGUGCAGGAGGGAAAUAAAACAGUGGAGACCACAGAGGAAAUUGUGGAAAAAAAGCCUUUAGUUGACAAAGAUGGCGGUAUCACUAUUACAACAGUGGACAAAAAGGGAGACACAACGACUACCAUCACUGAAGUCACCAAAGGGAGCACCACCACCAAAACUACAGAGGUUACCAAAGAAAAUGAAGUAGUAGAAAAGACAACAGAUGUCAUAGAGACUUCUGCUGUUGUCGAGGAAGACGGUACCACUAAAGCAACCACUGUGACAAAAGAGGGAGAUAUAGAGACCACGGUGACAGAAGUCUCCAAAGGUGAUUUAACGCAAAAGACAACUGAAAUCACUCAAGGUGGAAAACCUGUGGAAAAGACUGAAGAGUCAACUGAGAAAUCCACUGUCUUAGGUACAGAUGGCACCACCACAACAACCACAGUCAUAAAAAAAGGAGAUGCCACGACAACAGUGACUGAUGUCACGAAGGGGGAAACCACUACUACCACUACAGCAGUUUCCAAAGGUGAGGAAAUUACCACCACAGUGAAAAGCAAGACCUCACACACUGAAGAACCUAAACAAGCAUUUAAACCAGGCACUGAAGGCAUAGUUCUGGAAAUUGUAGUUAUAACGGAAAAAGGCAAGGAGGACGGAACUAUAGAAGUUGAGGAAGUAAUAAUCAGAGAUAGCAAAACUAUUGUGUCCAAGAAAAUACUCAGAGGAGAGCCUAUAAAAGAGAAAAGUGCUCAUUUGCAUCGGGAGACUAAGAAAUCAACUGUUCUGCAACAAGAUGGAAGCAUUCUAAUUACUAUUGUAAUCCGUGAAAGGGAAACAAUCACCACAAUUCGAAAGGUUAUCAAAGGGUACUUUACAACAACCAUCACGGAGAUCAGGAAAAACAAUGAAAUAGUGCAGACUACAGAGGAAACUACAACGAAAUCCACAGUGGAGAAUGAAGAUGGAAGCACGACAACAACCACUGAAUCUAAUGAUGGGAAAACAGUCACUACACAAGUUGAAGUCACCAAAGGAGGAAUCAUCAAGACCACAAAAACAGUCUCAGAAGAUGGAAAGCCUCUCGAAGACAAAGAAGAGGAGACAGAGAAAUAUACGGUUACUGACAAAGAUGGCAGAUCAAUAACAACCACCGUGAUCACAAAGGGAAACACAACAGAAACUAUCAUUUAUGUCACCAAAGAUGACAUCACUACAACUACAACAACAAUUAAAGAGGGGGAAAAUGAGGUGAAAACAUUCUACUUUACAAGUCAAGAAGAAACAGAAACUAUUGAUGAAACAUCCCCAGGCCUGACAAGAGGUGAGAUGAAAGAAACUACUGAGAUAUCAAAGCAGCUCAAUGACGAUGGUACAGUUACCACAACGACUGCAACAACAAGUAUAGAUGGCAAGACCACUGUCACUUCAGAAACAGAAGCAGGUGUUCUGAUAGAAGACACCACCCCGAGCACCACAAAGACAACAAAAGUGACCAAAGAGGACGGCAGCAGCACACAGACCACUGUAACUGAAAAGGAGGGGAAAAUCACAGUACAUCAAACGGUAACAGAAAAAGAUGAAAAAAGAACAACGGUAAUGGUGAAAGAAGGAGACAAACCAAUUGAAAUUAAAGAAGAAACUGUGGAAAAGAAGCCUUCAGCCAGCACGGAUGGGACUAUCACUAAAACAAAAGUGGAUAAAAAGGGAGACACCACUACUACUAUCACUGAAGUCACCACAGGGGAUAUCAUCACCACAACUUCAGAAGUCACCAAAGGGAACGUAGUAGUGGAAAAGACUGUGGACACCACAGAGACAUCUUCUGUUGUUGAAAAAGAUGGUACAGCUAAAACAACUACUGUGACAAAACAAGGAGAUACAAUCACCACUGUGACCAACAUCAUAAAAGAUGGGCAAAAAUCUACAACAACUGCAAUCACUGACGGUGAACAGCCCAUAGAAGAUACUGAAGAGUCCACUGUAGUCAAUGAAGAUGGUACCGCUACAAUAACCACUGUGAUCCAUAAAGGAGACACCAUUACAACAGUCACUGAUGUUACUAAAGGGGAAACAACUACUACCACUACAGCAGUCUCCAAAGGUGAGGAAACUACCAGCACAGUGAAAAGCAAGACUAAGCAUACUGAGUUGACUACUGAAGCAUUCAGACCUGUUCCUGAAGGCAAUGUUUUAGAAACGGAACUUACAACAGAAAGGGGUAACAAGGACGGCACAAUUACUAUAGAGAAAAUAACCACUAAAGGUGGCAAGACCACAUUUUUCAAGAAAACAAUAAGAGGACUACCUGGCCAAGAUGAAAGUGGUGAGGUCUAUAAGGAAACAAAGAAAACGAUUGUUCAACAAGAAGACGGGACUGUAGUAAUCACACUUGUAAUCCGUGAAAUGAGUACAACAACCACAAUCACAAAAGUCAGAAAGGGGGAUGUUACAAGAACAAUCACAGAGGUCAAGAAGAACAACAAAAUUGUGAAAACCUCAGAGGCAACCACAACAACAUAUGUUGUGGUAAAUGAAGAUGGGAGCACUACGACAACCACUGAAACUAUUGAUGGCAAUAAAGUCAUCACCCUAGUGGAAAUCACCAAAGGCGGUGUCACUAAAUCCAGAAAAGAAGUCUCUAUAAAUGGCGAGGUUCAGAAAGAGGAAGAGUCAACAGAGAAAUCCACUGAAACUGAUGAAAAUGGCACAACAACAACAAAAACUGUGACCAAAAAGGGUGAUCACACAAUAACCGUCACUGAAGUCACCAAGGGUAGCAUCACAACAACUACAACAUUAAUAAAGAGGGGUACAAGUGUUGUGCAAACUCUGCACUUCACAAGUGAAGAAGAAACUGAUGUUUUGGAUGAACCAUCCACAAGCCUCACAGGUGGUGAAACCAAAGAAACCAUGGACAUUUCUCAGCAGGUCAACGAAGAUGGCACAGUUACCACAACAACAACAACAACCAUAACUAAGGAAGGCAAGACCACUUUAACUGAGGAAAAAGAAACAGGUGUUGCAACAAAAGACAUCACCCCGAGCACCACAAAGAAAAUGAAAGUGAUUAAGAAUGAUGGUAGCACAACAGAGACCACUGAGAUUACUACAGGGGAAACAGUUGAAACAGUUUAUAAGGUUUCAGAAGGAGGUGAAACAAAAACUACUGUAACAGUGCAGGAGGGAAAUAAAACAGUGGAGACCACAGAGGAAAUUGUGGAAAAAAAGCCUUUAGUUGACAAAGAUGGCGGUAUCACUAUUACAACAGUGGACAAAAAGGGAGACACAACAACUACCAUCACUGAAGUCACCAAAGGGAGCACCACCACCAAAACUACAGAGGUUACCAAAGAAAAUGAAGUAGUAGAAAAGACAACAGAUGUCAUAGAGACUUCUGCUGUUGUCGAGGAAGACGGUACCACUAAAGCAACCACUGUGACAAAAGAGGGAGAUAUAGAGACCACGGUGACAGAAGUCUCCAAAGGUGAUUUAACGCAAAAGACAACUGAAAUCACUCAAGGUGGAAAACCUGUGGAAAAGACUGAAGAGUCAACUGAGAAAUCCAUUGUCUUAGGUACAGAUGGCACCACCACAACAACCACAGUCAUAAAAAAAGGAGAUGCCACGACAACAGUGACUGAUGUCACGAAGGGGGAAACCACUACUACCACUACAGCAGUUUCCAAAGGUGAGGAAAUUACCACCACAGUGAAAAGCAAGACCUCACACACUGAAGAACCUAAACAAGCAUUUAAACCGGGCACUGAAGGCAUAGUUCUGGAAACUGUAGUUAUAACGGAAACAGGCAAGGAGGACGGAACUAUAGAAGCUGAGGAAGUAAUAACCAGAGAUAGCAAAACUAUUGUGUCCAAGAAAAUACUCAGAGGAGAGCCUAUAAAAGAGAAAAGUGCUCAUUUGCAUCGGGAGACUAAGAAAUCAACUGUUCUGCAACAAGAUGGAAGCAUUCUAAUUACUAUUGUAAUCCGUGAAAGGGAAACAAUCACCACAAUUCGAAAGGUUAUCAAAGGGUACUUUACAACAACCAUCACGGAGAUCAGGAAAAACAAUGAAAUAGUGCAGACUACAGAGGAAACUACAAAGAAAUCCACAGUGGAGAAUGAAGAUGGAAGCACAACAACAACCACUGAAUCUAAUGAUGGGAAAACAGUCACUACACUAGUUGAAGUCACCAAAGGAGGAAUCAUUAAGACCACAAAAACAGUCUCAGAAGAUGGAAAGCCUCUCGAAGACAAAGAAGAAGAGACAGAGAAAUAUACGGUUACUGACAAAGAUGGCAGAUCAAGAACAACCACCAUGAUCAAAAAGGGAGACACCACAACAACUGUCAUUGAGGUCACCAAAGAUGACAUCACUACAACUACAACAACAAUUAAAGAGGGGGAAAACGAGGUGAAGACAUUCUACUUUACAAGUCAAGAAGAAACAAAAACUGUUGAUGAAACAUCCUCAGGCAUGACAAGAGGUGAGACUAAAGAAACUAUUGAGAUAUCAAAGCAGUUGAGUGAAGAUGGUACAGUUACCACCACGACAACAACAACUAUGGAUGGCAGAACCACCAUCACUUCAGAAAAGGAAACUGGUGUUAUCACAGACGAAACCACUCCAAGCAUCACAGAGACAACCAAAGUGACCAAACAGGACGGCAGCACCUCAGAAACCACUGUGACUAAAAAGGGGGAAACACUGACAAUACAUGAAACAGUAACAGAAAAAGGUGAAAAAAGAACAACUGUAAUGGUGAAAGAAGGAGAAAACCAAAUUGAAACCACAGAAGAAAUUGUGGAAAAGAAGGCAGCAGUCAGCAAUGAUGGCAGUAUCACUAAAACAAAAGUUGACAAGAAGGGAGACACCACUACUACUAUCACCGAAGUCACCAAAGGUGAUAUCAUCACCACAACUUCAGAAGUCACCAAAGGGAACGUAGUAGUGGAAAAGACUGUGGACACCACAGAGACAUCUUCUGUUGUUGAAAAAGAUGGUACAGCUAAAACAACUACUGUGACAAAACAAGGAGAUACAAUCACCACUGUGACCAACAUCAUAAAAGAUGGGCAAAAAUCUACAACAACUGCAAUCACUGACGGUGAACAGCCCAUAGAAGAUACUGAAGAGUCCACUGUAGUCAAUGAAGAUGGUACCGCUACAAGAACCACUGUGAUCCAUAAAGGAGACACCAUUACAACAGUCACUGAUGUUACUAAAGGGGAAACGACUACUACCACUACAGCAGUCUCCAAAGGUGAUGAAACUACCAGCACAGUGAAAAGCAAGACUAAGCAUACUGAGUUAACUACUGAAGCAUUCAGACCUGUUACUGAAGGCAAUGUUUUAGAAACUGAACUUAUAACAGAAAGGGGUAACAAGGACGGCACAAUUACUAUAGAGAAAAUAACCACCAAAAAUGGCAAGACCACAAUUUCCACUAAAACAAUUAGUGGACAAUCAGUCCAAGAUAAGAGUGGUAAGGUAUUUAAGGAAAUAAAGAAAAAGAUUGUUCAACACGAAGAUGGCACUAUUGUAAUUACAUUUGUAAUUAAUGAAAAGAGUACAAUAACCUCAAUCACACAGGUGAGAAAGGGGGGUUUUACAAGAACUAUCACAGAGGUCAAGAAGAACAACGAAAUUAUUGAAACCUCAGAGGCUACCACAACAAAAUCCAUCGUGGUAAAUGAAGAUGGAAGCACUACAACAACAACUGAAACUAAUGAUGGGAAAACGGUCACCACACUGGUUGAAGUAACAAAAGGUGGCAUCACUAAAACCUCAAAAAUAGUCUCUGAAGAUGGCAAGCCUCUGAAAGACAAAAAAGAAGAGACUGAAAAAUACACUGUGACUGACAAAGAUGGCAGAUCAACAACCACUACCAAGAUCAAACAGGGAGACUCCACGAUAACUGUCAUUGAAGUCACCAAAGAUGCUAUCACUACAACUACAACAACAGUUGAAGAGAGUGGUAAGGAGGUUAAAACAUUCUACUUUACAAGUCAAGAAGAAACAGAAGCUGUUGAUGAAACUACAUCAGCCCUGACAAGAGGUGAUAAAAAAGAAACUACUGAGAUAUCCAAGCUGUUCAAUGAAGAUGGUACAGUUACCACAACAACAACAACAACUAUAGAUGGCAAAACCACCACCACUUCAGAAAUAGAAACUGGUGUUGUAACAGAAGACACCACCCCAAGCAUCACAAAGAGCACAAAGGUGAUCAAAGAGGAUGGCAGCAGCACAGAGACCACUGUGACUGAAAAAGGUGAAAGCAUGACCAUACAUCAAACACUUACAAAAGGAGAUGAAAAAAAAACAACGGUAAUCUGGAAAGAAGGAGGCAAACCAAUAGAAAUGACAGAAGAAAUAGUGGAAAAGAAACCUUCUGUCAACAGUGAUGGCACUAUCACUAAAACAAAGGUUGACAAGAAGGGGGACACCACUACUACUAUCACUGAAGUCACCAAAGGUGAUAUCAUCACCACAACUUCAGAAGUCACCAAAGGGAACGUAGUAGUGGAAAAGACUGUGGACACCACAGAGACAUCUUCUGUUGUUGAAAAAGAUGGUACAGCUAAAACAACUACUGUGACAAAACAAGGAGAUACAAUCACCACUGUGACCAACAUCAUAAAAGAUGGGCAAAAAUCUACAACAACUGCAAUCACUGACGGUGAACAGCCCAUAGAAGAAACUACAGAGUCCACUGUAGUCAAUGAAGAUGGUACCGCUACAAGAACCACUGUGAUCCAUAAAGGAGACACCAUUACAACAGUCACUGAUGUUACUAAAGGGGAAACGACUACUACCACUACAGCAGUCUCCAAAGGUGAUGAAACUACCAGCACAGUGAAAAGCAAGACUAAGCAUACUGAGUUAACUACUGAAGCAUUCAGACCUGUUACUGAAGGCAAUGUUUUAGAAACUGAACUUAUAACAGAAAGGGGUAACAAGGACGGCACAAUUACUAUAGAGAAAAUAACCACUAAAGGUGGCAAGACCACAUUUUUCAAGAAAACAAUAAGAGGACUACCUGGCCAAGAUGAAAGUGGUGAAGUCUAUAAGGAAACAAAGAAAACGAUUGUUCAACAAGAAGACGGGACUGUAGUAAUCACACUUGUAAUCCGUGAAAUGAGUACAACAACCACAGUCACAAAAGUCAGAAAGGGGGAUGUUACAAGAACAAUCACAGAGGUCAAGAGGAACAACAAAAUUGUGAAAACCUCAGAGGCAACCACAACAACAUCUGUCGUUGUAAAUGAAGAUGGGAGCACUACGACAACCACUGAAACUAAUGAUGGCAGUAAAGUCAUCACCCUAGUGGAAAUCACCAAAGGCGGUGUCACUAAAUCCACAAAAGAAGUCUCAAUAAAUGGCAAGGUUCAGAAAGAGGAAGAGUCAACAGAGAAAUCCACUGAAACUGAUGAAGAUGGCACAACAACAACGAAAACUGUGACCAAAAAGGGAGACCGCACAAUAACCGUCAUUGAAGUCACCAAAGGUAGCAUCACUACAACAACAACAUUAAUAAAGAGGGGUAGAAAUGUUGUGAAAACUCUUUUCUUCACAAGUGAAGAAGAAAUAGAAGUUGUGGAGGAACCUUCUCUCACCAUCACAGUAGGUGAAACCAAAGAGUCUGUUGGCAUAUCUCAGCAAGUCAACGAAGAUGGCACAGUUACCACAACAACAACAACAAAAAUAACUAAGGAGGGCAAGACCACUUUAACUGAGGAAAAAGAAACAGGUGUUGCAACAAAAGACAUUACCCCAAGCACCACAAAGAAAAUGAAAGUGAUUAAGAAUGAUGGGAGCACAAGAGAGACCACUGAGAUUACUACAGGGGAAACAGUUGAAACAGUUUAUAAGGUUUCAGAAGGAGGUGAAACAAAAACUACUGUAACAGUGCAGGAGGGAAAUAAAACAGUGGAGACCACAGAGGAAAUUGUGGAAAAAAAGCCUUUAGUUGACAAAGAUGGCGGUAUCACUAUUACAACAGUGGACAAAAAGGGAGACACAACGACUACCAUCACUGAAGUCACCAAAGGGAGCACCACCACCAAAACUACAGAGGUUACCAAAGAAAAUGAAGUAGUAGAAAAGACAACAGAUGUCAUAGAGACUUCUGCUGUUGUCGAGGAAGACGGUACCACUAAAGCAAUCACUGUGACAAAAGAGGGAGAUAUAGAGACCACGGUGACAGAAGUCUCCAAAGGUGAUUUAACGCAAAAGACAACUGAAAUCACUCAAGGUGGAAAACCUGUGGAAAAGACUGAAGAGUCAACUGAGAAAUCCACUGUCUUAGGUACAGAUGGCACCACCACAACAACCACAGUCAUAAAAAAAGGAGACGCCACAACAACAGUGACUGAUGUCACGAAGGGGGAAACCACUACUACCACUACAGCAGUCUCCAAAGGUGAGGAAAUUACCACCACAGUGAAAAGCAAGACCUCACACACUGAAGAGUCUAAACAAGCAUUUAUACCGAGCACUGAUGGCAAAGUUCUGGAAACUGUAGUUAUAAUGGAAACAAGCAAGAAUGAUGGAUCCAUAGAGGUUGAGGAAGUAAGGACUACUGAUGGCAAAACUAUUUUGACCAAGAAAAUACUCAGAGGACAGCCCAUCAAAGAGACUAGUGCUCAUGUGCACCGGGAGACUAAGAAAUCAACUGUUCUGCAACAAGAUGGAAGCAUUCUAAUUACUAUUGUAAUCCGUGAAAGGGAAACAAUCACCACAAUCCGAAAGGUUACCAAAGGGUACUUUACAACAACCAUCACAGAGAUCUGGAAAAACAAUGAAAUAGUGCAGACCACAGAGGAAACUACAAAGAAAUCCACAGUGGAGAAUGAAGAUGGAAGCACAACAACAACCACUGAAUCUAAUGAUGGGAAAACAGUCACUACACUAGUUGAAGUCACCAAAGGAGGAAUCAUUAAGACCACAAAAACAGUCUCAGAAGAUGGAAAGCCUCUCGAAGACAAAGAAGAAGAGACAGAGAAAUAUACGGUUACUGAAAAAGAUGGCAGAUCAGUAACAACCACCGUGAUCACAAAGGGAAACACAACAGAAACUAUCAUUGAUGUCACCAAAGAUGACAUCACUACAACUACAACAACAAUUAAAGAGGGGGAAAAUGAGGUGAAAACAUUCUACUUUACAAGUCAAGAAGAAACAAAAACUAUUGAUGAAACAUCCCCAGGCCUGACAAGAGGUGAGAUGAAAGAAACUACUGAGAUAUCAAAGCAGCUCAAUGACGAUGGUACAGUUACCACAACGACUACAACAACAAGUAUAGAUGGCAAGACCACUGUCACUUCAGAAACAGAAACAGGUGUUCUGAUAGAAGACACCACCCCGAGCACCACAAAGACAACAAAAGUGACCAAAGAGGACGGCAGCAGCACACAGACCACUGUAACUGAAAGGGAGGGGAAAAUCACAGUACAUCAAACGGUAACAGAAAAAGAUGAAAAAAGAACAACGGUAAUGGUGAAAGAAGGAGACAAACCAAUUGAAAUUAAAGAAGAAACUGUGGAAAAGAAGCCUUCAGCCAGCACAGAUGGGACUAUCACUAAAACAAAAGUGGAUAAAAAGGGAGACACCACUACUACUAUCACUGAAGUCACCACAGGGGAUAUCAUCACCACAACUUCAGAAGUCACCAAAGGGAACGUAGUAGUGGAAAAGACUGUGGACACCACAGAGACAUCUUCUGUUGUUGAAAAAGAUGGUACAGCUAAAACAACUACUGUGACAAAACAAGGAGAUACAAUCACCACUGUGACCAACAUCAUAAAAGAUGGGCAAAAAUCUACAACAACUGCAGUCACUAAAGGUGAACAGCCCAUAGAAGAUACUGAAGAGUCCACUGUAGUCAAUGAAGAUGGUACCGCUACAAGAACCACUGUGAUCCAUAAAGGAGACACCAUUACAACAGUCACUGAUGUUACUAAAGGGGAAACGACUACUACCACUACAGCAGUCUCCAAAGGUGAUGAAACUACCAGCACAGUGAAAAGCAAGACUAAGCAUACUGAGUUGACUACUGAAGCAUUCAGACCUGUUCCUGAAGGCAAUGUUUUAGAAACGGAACUUACAACAGAAAGGGGUAACAAGGACGGCACAAUUACUAUAGAGAAAAUAACCACUAAAGGUGGCAAGACCACAUUUUUCAAGAAAACAAUAAGAGGACUACCUGGCCAAGAUGAAAGUGGUGAGGUCUAUAAGGAAACAAAGAAAACGAUUGUUCAACAAGAAGACGGGACUGUAGUAAUCACACUUGUAAUCCGUGAAAUGAGUACAACAACCACAAUCACAAAAGUCAGAAAGGGGGAUGUUACAAGAACAAUCACAGAGGUCAAGAAGAACAACAAAAUUGUGAAAACCUCAGAGGCAACCACAACAACAUAUGUUGUGGUAAAUGAAGAUGGGAGCACUACGACAACCACUGAAACUAUUGAUGGCAAUAAAGUCAUCACCCUAGUGGAAAUCACCAAAGGCGGUGUCACUAAAUCCACAAAAGAAGUCUCAAUAAAUGGCGAGGUUCAGAAAGAGGAAGAGUCAACAGAGAAAUCCACUGAAACUGAUGAAAAUGGCACAACAACAAAAACUGUGACCAAAAAGGGAGACCGCACAAUAACCGUCACUGAAGUCACCAAAGGUAGCAUCACUACAACAACAACAUUAAUAAAGAGGGGUAGAAAUGUUGUGAAAACUCUUUUCUUCACAAGUGAAGAAGAAAUGGAAGUUGUGGAGGAACCUUCUCUAACCAUCACAGUAGGUGAAACCAAAGAGUCUGUUGGCAUAUCUCAGCAAGUCAACGAAGAUGGCACAGUUACCACAACAACAACAACAAAAAUAACUAAGGAGGGCAAGACCACUUUAACUGAGGAAAAAGAAACAGGUGUUGCAACAAAAGACAUCACCCCGAGCACCACAAAGAAAAUGAAAGUCAUUAAGAAUGAUGGUAGCACAACAGAGACCACUGAGAUUACUACAGGGGAAACAGUUGAAACAGUUUAUAAGGUUUCAGAAGGAGGUGAAACAAAAACUACUGUAACAGUGCAGGAGGGAAAUAAACCAGUGGAAACCACAGAGGAAAUAGUGGAAAAAAAGCCUUUAGUUGACAAAGAUGGCGGUAUCACUAUUACAACAGUGGACAAAAAGGGAGACACAACGACUACCAUCACUGAAGUCACCAAAGGGAGCACCACCACCAAAACUACAGAGGUUACCAAAGAAAAUGAAGUAGUAGAAAAGACAACAGAUGUCAUAGAGACUUCUGCUGUUGUCGAGGAAGACGGUACCACUAAAACAAUCACUGUGACAAAAGAGGGAGAUAUAGAGACCACGGUGACAGAAGUCUCCAAAGGUGAUUUAACGCAAAAGACAACUGAAAUCACUGAAGGUGGCAAGCCAUUAGAAAAGACUGAAGAGUCAACUGAGAAAUCCACUGUCUUAGGUACAGAUGGCACCACCACAACAACCACAGUCAUAAAAAAAGGAAAUGCCACUACAACAGUGACUGAUGUCACAAAGGGGGAAACCACUACUACCAAUACAGAAGUCUCCAGAGGUGGGGAAAUUACCACCACAGUGAAAAGCACAACUUCACACACUGAAGAGACUGAAAAAGCAUUCAAGCCUGGUACUGAAGGCGGAACUUUGGAGACUGUAUUAACAAUUGAAAGAGGCAAAAAUGACGGAACCAUAGAGGUUGAGGAAAUAACAACCAGGGAUGGAAAAACUAUUGUGUCCAAGAAAAUACUUAGAGGACAGCCCAUCAAAGAGACUAGUGCUCAUGUGCAUCGGGAGACUAAGAAAUCAACUGUUCUGCAACAAGAUGGAAGCAUUCUAAUUACUAUUGUAAUCCGUGAAAGGGAAACAAUCACCACAAUCCGAAAGGUUACCAAAGGGUACUUUACAACAACCAUCACAGAGAUCUGGAAAAACAAUGAAAUUGUGCAGGCUACAGAGGAAACUACAAAGAAAUCCACAGUGGAGAAUGAAGAUGGAAGCACUUCAACAACCACUGAAACGAACGAUGGGAAAACUGUCACCACACUGAUUGAAGUCACCAAAGGCGGUGUCACUAAAAGCUCAAAGACAGUUUCAGAAGAUGGAAAGCCUCUGAAAGACAAAGAAGAAGGGACCGAAAAAUACACUGUGACUGACAAAGAUGGCAGAUUAAUAACAACCUCUGUCGUCAAAAAGGGAGACACCGAAAUAACUGUCAUUGAAGUCACCGAAGGUGACAUCACUACAACUACAACUACAGUAAAGGAGGGGGGAAAGGAGGUGAAAAAAUUCUACUUUACAAGUCAAGAUGUCACAGAAGCUGUUGAUGAAACAUCCUCAGGCAUGACAAGAGGUGAGACUAAAGAAACUAUUGAGAUAUCAAAGCAGUUGAGUGAAGACGGUACAGUUAUCACCACGACAACGACAACUAUGGAUGGCAGGAUCACUGUCACUUCAGAAAAAGAAACUGGUGUUAUCACAGAUGACACCACUCCAAGCACCACCAAGACAACCAAAGUGACCAAAGCAGAUGGCAGCAUCACAGAGACAACUGUGGCUGAAAAAGGGGAACAAAUGACCAUACAUCAAAUAGUUACGGACAGAGAAGAAAAAAGGACAACGGUAAUGGUGAAAGACGGAGAUAAACCAAUGGAAACAACAGAGGAAAUAGUGGAAAAGAAGCCUUCAGUCAACAAUGAUGGUAUUGUCACUAAAACAAUCGUGGAUAAGAAGGGAGACACCAUUACUACUACCAGUGAAAUCACAAGUGGUGACAUCACUACCAAAACAACAGAAGUCUCCAAAGGAAACAGAGUAGUGGGAAAGACAGAGGACACCAGAGAGACAUAUUCUGUCGUCGAAAAAGAUGGUACAGCUAAAACAACCACUGUGUCACACCAAGGAGAUAUAGCCAUCACUGUGACAAAAGUAAUAAAAGAUGGUAAAAUGUUUUCAACAAGUGAAGUCAUUAAAGGUGGACAGCCCAUAGAAGAAACUACAGAGUCCACUGUGGUUGACAAAGAUGGUAUCGCCACAACGUCCAUUGAAAUCCAGAAAGGAGACACUACUACAAGAGUCACAGACGUUAAGAAAGGAGAUACCACGACUACCACUAGAACAGUCACCGAAGGUGGAAAAAGUACCACCACAGUGGCAAGCAAGACCUUGCACAUUGAACUUGUUGGCAUAAAACCUCAACCUAUAACUGAAGAGUGCCAUUGUGACACAGUACCCCAUUGUCAGGAUGAUGAGGAGAUCAUCACUGUGACUGUGAAGGGAAAAUGUUGUCCAAGGCUCCAAUGUGAGAAGAAAAAGAGCAUUUGUGGGUUGGUGAGCCAUGAAACCAUUGUAAAGAGAAAGUCCUGCCAGAGCAAGGUCAAACUGCCAGGAUGUGGGGGCCUGUGUGCCUCUUCCUAUCACUACUCAAAUGAUGGAGAAUGGAAGAGUGCUUGCGGGUGCUGCAAGCCAACUGAAUUCCACUCACAGUCUGUUGUCCUCCGCUGUGAUGAUGGGACUGAGGUCACUGAAGAAAUCUCUGUCCCAGCUGCCUGCAGCUGUGCAGCCUGCAAAUAAGUCUUCAUACACACAAACACACACACACACACACACACACACACACACAUACACACAUCUGCCAACAAGUUGACGUACACUACAGCUCAUAAAUGACAGUCAUACACACACUUAAAUGCUCCUGUACACACAAUGAUUAAUUACAUGAGUAUUGACAUACAAAGACAUUCUAAAUCUAAUUGUUUUGCCUUACAUGAAGGUCUGCACAUCAGGCACAUAGCCCUAACACUGGACCCACAGUAGCAAAGGCAUGAGUUUACACAUUAACUACACACUUUUUAAUUUCUAGGUUAGUAUCACUUAUGGAAGGGGAAAUAAAUGUACUGACAAUAGUUCAAUUUAUCUUGGUUUUUAUAUUGGGGUUAAUGCAUGCAUGCAGGGCUAAAUUAAACUGCUUGCCAAUAAUAUAACUGCUCUAUGGACAUUUGCUAGCAAUUUUAAACUUGCUUCAAACUAAUAUCUGCAACUAAAUAUAUCUGACUUUCACUGUUCUCUGUGUUUUAUAUGAUUGGUGAAGAUUCAAAGAUACUGAAUAAAUUACUUUAACUCAUGUUCCCAUAACAA